Molecule: messenger RNA, 2645 nt
Organism: Osmerus eperlanus (European smelt)
Lineage: Eukaryota; Metazoa; Chordata; Actinopteri; Osmeriformes; Osmeridae
Gene: gprc5c
Product: G protein-coupled receptor, class C, group 5, member C
Exons: 5
Coding region: 396-1670 (424 amino acids)
Biological process (GO): G protein-coupled receptor signaling pathway; visual perception
Cellular component (GO): signaling receptor complex; intracellular membrane-bounded organelle; plasma membrane
Molecular function (GO): protein kinase activator activity; sevenless binding; G protein-coupled receptor activity
Source: RefSeq, a predicted model, not a curated record
GAGAGAGGGGAAGGUAGGGGCAAUGACCAUUUAUUCUACAAUCGCUCCAGUCCGCUGUUAAGAGAACUUGGUAAAACUUAAAAGAAUAUUGAGGCUUUAGGAAAUCAACAAAAGUUUCAGCAGCCUACUUGAAAUUGAGGGGAAAUCAUAUGUUUUGGAAACGGUUUAAAGGACACCUUUUAACAGCUUCACCAGCGUGGCUGUGGCUAACUUAUGCUGCUUUUAAUCGCGUCUCUGUUUGGAACAGGUGAUAAGUGAGCGUGACUAGAAGACAAUACCUGAAAAAGGAGCCACACACGCACAUUAACCACCCAGUGUGAACAGGUGCUGCUGCAGCCCACUAGCCCGCGCAGCCAAGACUCCACAACAGCUUCCCUCUUCCGACCGUGGUCACCAUGGCUACCACGACCCCUCCCCAGGGAUGCGGUAUCGGCGUGAGCUCCCUCUACUACAACCUGUGUGACCUGGGGUCAGCGUGGGGCAUCGUGCUGGAGUCGUUCGCGGGGGCGGGCGUGGUGGCUUCCUUCGUGGUCCUGGUGGUGGUUCUGGCCAGCCUGCCCUUCGUGACGGACAAGAACCGCAAGAACUCGGUGGGGCUCCUGGUGGGCUUCCUGAUCUGCACCCUGGGCCUGUUCGGGCUCACCUUCGCCUUCAUCGUGGGGAAGAACCUCUCCACCUGUGCCGCCCGGAGGUUCCUGUUCGGGGUGCUGUUCGCCGGCUGCUUCGCCUGUCUGCUGAUGCAGUGCGUCCGGUUGAACCUGCUGGCCAGGCGGGGCCAGGGGCCCCGGGGCUGGGCGCUGUGCCUGGGGGCGUUGGGGCUGUGGUUGGUGGAGGUGGUCAUCAACACCGAGUGGCUGAUCAUCACCGUGGUGCGCUACCCGCUGCCGCCCCUCAACGCCACGGCCGCGCUCGGCGUCGCCACGGACACCCCGUGUAACAUCGCCAACGUGGACUUCGUCAUGGCCCUCAUCUACGUGCUGAACCUGCUGCUGGCCGUGGUGGUGGCGGCUGUGCCCGCCCUGACGGGGAAGCACAAGCAGUGGCGCCAGGCGGGCGCCUUCAUCCUGCUCACCGGCCUGCUGUCGGCGGCCAUCUGGGUGGCCUGGAUCGUCAUGUUCGUCUACGGCAACGGGAAGAAAGGGGGUCCCACGUGGGACGACCCCACCCUGGCCAUCGCCCUGGUGACCAACGCCUGGGUGUUCCUCAUCCUGUACAUCAUCCCCGAGCUGUGCUCCCUCACCCAGGAGGAGGAGGAGGAGGGCCAGCCAGGCUUCGGAGAGGACCUCUACCCCAGCCGAGGGGUGGGCUACGAGACCAUCCUGAAGGAGCACAGCGGACAGAACAUGUUCAUGGAAAACAAGGCUUUCUCCAUGGACGAGCCCAACUCAGGGAACAAGCCGGUGUCUCCCUACAGCGGGUACAGCGGGCAGCUACGCAACUCUGUGUACCAGCCGACAGAGCUGGCCCUCAUCAGCAAGGGAAGGGUGAAUCCGCCGCAGACGGAGCUGUCGUAUCACACGGCCAUUCCUCGGGCCUCCACCACCUCCUCUGCCUCCCCGGCCACCAGCGGGGCCAGCACCCUCUCCCUGCACGCCGAGCAGGGGGCCUCCGACACACACAGCCAAGCCACCAACAGCGGUAACGGACUUCAUAGGAAACCCCAGUGGUGAACAGAACCAAUACUUCAAUCAAGACUCCAUUACCCAGUUUCCAUUACAUCUGUUGACUGUUUGGCUGUUGUCACGCCAGCCUUUUAGCUGGCUCUAAAGGCUCAAAACCCAGACUCUGCAGGUAGAGGUUUGGAUGUGCAUGCCAUUCUCUAUAGAUGGACAAUUCCUAUCCAUUUGUCUGUCCAGACAGGACAGGACAGCCACAUAUUUGGAAGCCAGACCAUGUUGUGAUCCCCUAGCUUUGGGGUAGAACAAUGCCUUUAGCAGAGGUCACCAGAACUGAGAGUGAGAACUCAGCUGAACACCACCAAACAGAUGAGGUGUGAUCACGCUGACAUGGCAGAAUGCUGGAAGAGAAUAGUAUCCCUGAGCAUGGGGUGUAUGUUGACGCAUACACACACUAACACACACACAAACAAGUUCAUACCAGUCACUGAAGUGGACGUGCUUUGGACAGCAGGGUCCUCCAAACGAAAGGAGCGACAGCUGGGAUGGAAUAUACCACCUACUUUAAUCCCGGGGGUGGGUGAAUGCUGGAACACUCCAUGCCUGGACCCAUUGACAAGUUACGUUAAUCACAGAAAUACCUCUCGAAACCAAAGUUUAAGAUUAAGUAGUUUAGUAGUUUGCACUUUCAAGAUUGAUAGACAGUUCACAGUAUGUGUCAUAAAUAUUAGUGCCUGGCUUUUUGAUAUCACUAAGAGAGUUCACAUAGCAUAUUAAGCCACGUAAAUCAAUGUACAUUUGUUGUAAAGAACGUAUUGUAUUGUAUAAAACACGUAUGGUUAUCUGGAUCUGAAUAUUGAAACAAAAAUAUUCACAGCACACUCUUGUGCAACUUUCAAGACCUAAUAUUUAAACAGCCAAUAAAUUAUGUUUUCAAAUUACAAAUUAAUUUGUUGAUUGACAUACCAACAGCUAAUGAUCCUUUCAAUGUUUAGUUUUUUCGCAAUAAAAUAAAUAUUCACUGGUGAA